AAAAAUUGCUAUAUUAUUUUUUUUGUCUCUCAUUUCUCCAGUAUCAGUCAUCGUCUUCUCCAGCCGGCGCUCAUGGAAACCCCAGCCGAAGCUCUCAUUCGCCGAGAUCGUAGCCGGAAACACCGCUCAACUCCUUCCACCACCCCCAAUACCGCCAUACAUUCUCUCCUCUCUAAGCAAGUUUCUCUGCACGACUGGUGGCUGGUUAAAUCUGAUUCGGUUUCUCAUGGCAAAGAAUUAAGCGUUGGAGGUUUCAAUCACAGAGAGAGCCGAGGCAUAAGAAGUUUCUCUUCUGCACCCAUAAUCAAGAGACACGAUGCAGUUACUCUCGAGACUGAUGAUGGCAUAACGAUCUUGCUCCAUGGAAAUCUCAAUAGGUCUCGCACACUUGAAAAUGGCUUCCCUCGCGAGGUAAGCGACGAUUUUCUGAUUGGGUUUCCAUAUUAUUGGGAAGAAUUUGCUGCAGUAUCUGUUUCGAAAGGGUUUUCUUGUUCCGAUGCUUGUAAAACACCUGGCCCAGCAGAUCACACGACCAGUGUGCCGAACAUGGAUAAUUUUGACGAUACAAUGAAAACAAAUUACGAUGAUUUUUUUCACCGCAGUGGAGCAUCGAGUGCAAGAAAAGAGAGUUCUCAGCUGAGAGAAAGUACCGAAACACCCUUAAAGCGAAACAAGGUAAAUGCUGAACAGAGUACGACAGGUGGCAGUAAUGCGGAAGUUGUAGUUCGUAGUGGCCCUUUGACAAGAAGUAGAACCCGAAAAACUUGACAACUAGGACUUUAAUUUACAUCGAUGCAUCAAGCAAAAUAUUUUUAAAUCGAACGUCUUUUUUUCUUUUCGGUUUCCUGCAAUGAUUAAGUUAAUCAGUUCAUGU
Molecule: messenger RNA, 874 nt
Organism: Erythranthe guttata (spotted monkey flower)
Lineage: Eukaryota; Viridiplantae; Streptophyta; Magnoliopsida; Lamiales; Phrymaceae
Source: RefSeq, a predicted model, not a curated record